AUGGCUCUUCAACGCCCAGGGAUGUGGAGCUGCCUUAUUCUCAUCUCCCCAGAUAAAGUCGUCCUUGAGUACGCUCUCCACUUCAAGUUCCACUCCUCUAACAAUGUCGCUGAGUACGAAGCACUCUUAGUUGGCCUUCGACUGGCCAAGGAAAUGGGUGCCAAACAACUUCAGAUAUUCAGUGACUCACAGCUCGUUAUUCAUCAAGUCAACCAGGACUUCACGGCCAAGGACACCUCUAUGACGGCAUAUCUCCAGCUAGCCUUGGCCUUGGAACAGGGCAUAGGCCGCAGCAUCCACAUUGAAUUCCUAGAUCAACCCAGCACUCAAGCACCACUUAUCUGUACCAUUGAUCAUAGUCCUACAUGGAUCGACCCCAUCCUUCAGUUCUUGCAAAACCAGACACUACUUGAUAAUUUCGCUGAAGCACGACAUGUUCGUUUUCGCUCUGCUCGAUACCUAAUCAUCAAUGGCGCUCUGAGAUUCAUGAGGGCAUCUGCGGCAAUCAUUUGGGCGCUCGCUCACUAG
Prunus armeniaca (apricot) is the source of this 528-nucleotide messenger RNA. The record is from the annotation of a GenBank genome assembly. Lineage: Eukaryota; Viridiplantae; Streptophyta; Magnoliopsida; Rosales; Rosaceae.